Messenger RNA from Phycodurus eques (leafy seadragon), 669 nucleotides. It is a transcript of the gene tshba, whose product is annotated as thyroid stimulating hormone subunit beta a. Lineage: Eukaryota; Metazoa; Chordata; Actinopteri; Syngnathiformes; Syngnathidae. Gene Ontology annotation, molecular function: hormone activity. Gene Ontology annotation, biological process: G protein-coupled receptor signaling pathway. The record is from RefSeq and is a predicted model, not a curated record. The transcript has 2 exons. Gene Ontology annotation, cellular component: extracellular region; cytoplasm. Bases 102 to 536 code for a protein of 144 amino acids.
CAGGUGACGCAGAAGAGAACAAAUAAGAAAAUGCUAAAUGACAUACUUUAAUAGUUUCUUUCUUUGCUAGGUGCCCCUGACGACCCGGAACCCGGCCGAACAUGAACGCUGUCGUGUUCACCUUCUGCCUCCUCUUGCUGCUUUGCAGCUCGGCGGCACCGAUGUGCGUCGCCUCCGAUUACACGUUGUACGUGGAGAAGCCCGAGUGUGACUUCUGCGUGGCCAUCAACACCACCAUUUGCAUGGGAUUUUGCUACUCCAAGGACAGCAACAUCAGAGACAUAUUCGGCUCGCGCUUCGUGAUCCAGACAGGCUGCACCUACGACAGGGUGGAGUACCGCACGACCCAGCUGCCCGGAUGUCCCGGAACUGCCAGCGCCUCCUUCACUUACCCGGUAGCCCUCAGCUGCCACUGUGGAGCCUGCCGGACCGACACCGACGAGUGUGCCCACAGGGCGGACGCGGGCGGCUCUGCAUGCACCAAACCGGUCCGACACAUGUACCCAUACUCUGGCGACUACAUGCUCCCCUUCUGAAUCCGUUGUGUGUAUGCCAUCGCAUCCGGCCUGCUUUGUUACACCUGUGUCAGUGAAGGCUUGUGAGCCUCAUGUGUGUCUGAGUCACUGACCUCAUUCAUCCCCAAUGUACACAGAUGUGUUUGUUGUACUC